This is a messenger RNA of Aspergillus caelatus, 659 nucleotides long. RefSeq lists its product as uncharacterized. The record is from RefSeq and is a predicted model, not a curated record. The coding region runs from base 188 to 532 and encodes 114 amino acids. NCBI's taxonomy places the organism in Eukaryota, Fungi, Ascomycota, Eurotiomycetes, Eurotiales, Aspergillaceae. The transcript has 3 exons.
GAAUAUCAUACUUUCAUCAAGUCUACAACUUUGAUGUCGAGACUCCCGCCCACAAUAUGUUAGAGGUAUAAUCUUAUCGAACAUUCGACAUUGGGGGCAGCUACAAUAUGAUACCUGCUUGUUUACCAUCUUCCAGCUUUUGAAUCCCGGCUCGUAUCCAUCGACUUUCUAACCCAGCUCUAUCAGAAUGUCUACCGAUAGCCAUCUUUCUAUAUCAAACAUCAAGUUAAUGAGCAAUCCCCAUUCAUUUCCCCUGUCAUCUAUGCGCGCUGGGACAAGAAAAACUGAAACUCAAAACAAUGAUGACAAUGAAACUGGGCGGCUGGCGGUCACGUCUACAACCAUCUCUUAUUCACCGCAGCCUGACAAUAUCAGUAGACCAGAAUUUGCUAUACGAAUAGCAAACUCAAACCACGGUAACGUUGAAGGAAGCUUGGAAGAGGAUGAUGAUGAUGAUGAGCCCCCACAAUCUAUUAUACAUGUACCUCCUGGCUUCAAUGACUUCGUGGGUGUUCCUGCAUAUACGUUUUGACACCCAUGCAGAGUGCCUUGCUAAAACUUACCAAACGUAGAGUAUAUACACACAACAGUCAUCUAGUGGCAUAACUACACUUCAAUCAGAUGCUUUCGCUGAUUUCGAGAGGGAAAGACACCACGCG